Molecule: messenger RNA, 4971 nt
Organism: Xenopus laevis (African clawed frog)
Lineage: Eukaryota; Metazoa; Chordata; Amphibia; Anura; Pipidae
Product: protein sel-1 homolog 3
Exons: 23
Coding region: 907-4020 (1037 amino acids)
Source: RefSeq, a predicted model, not a curated record
AGUAUUGUUAGAGUUAAGUAAUGUUUAGAAUAUUAAUGUUACUAUAGGUUAGUAGUGUUGUCUGUUAGAGAUAAGUAGUUCUUCUAGAGGCUAGUAGUGCUAGAGAUUAGUCGUUUUUGUGGUAAGUCAUUUUUCUUUUCAUCUGAAUCUGAAACCUCCCCAAUUUUGUCAUUCCUGUGCCCAGGGCUCACAGUGACAUUUGGGAACAUGUCAAUAAGGAUUUGGCUAGAUGGGAAUGCAGUGGAAGUGUUGGGAUUGAGAUGAUUCCCAAACCAGAUCCUGGAUCCUUACUACACAGAGUUGGAGGUAGGGCUGGAGUCAACACUCUGAUGUUCCCCUGGAGCAGUAGUUCAGGUUGUGCAAGGAUUGUGUGAAUGUGUGAAUGUGUAGUGUGUACAUAAGGACAGUGCCACAAGCGUGACCGGCUGCUGUUUGUUACUCGUGUUUGUACAGCGACACCUGAACAUCCUAUUGGAGAAGGAACAACAUCUCCGGCAACUACUGGUCACACUGACAUGUCUGGCCAAUGGCACGACUUACUCCUUGGCUCUAAGGGCAGGGGACGGCUCAGCCUAUAACUCAGCACCGGCAACUCCACGUACUCUCAUACAGGCCACCUGCUGCUGUUUACUAGCCACAGCUACUGGGCAAGGCUGGCACUAGAAUCAAUCCACUGGCACACAUUCCUGGCAAGGCACUGGAAGAUACUGGGCAAAUCAAGCAUUGCCAUUUAUUGGUCUGGCUGGAUACCAGGGAAAAGGCAUUGGCACAGAAUGCACUGAAGGCUGAUGGGCAGAGACUGGUGCAUAUUGACAUUGGCACUAAGGAUCUUCGACCCCCUAUUGCAUCUGGGACACAAAAUGCACAGCAAUUAAUAGGGGCACCUACUUCACUUCAUCACCCUGGAUGGGCACCACGAUGCCUGGCACAUCUGCAGCUGCACUCUUCUUGCUUUGCCAGCUUGUGGCGGCCCAACCUGGAAUUCCCCUCGGAUCUUCUCUUCAGUUUCUCAACCCACCAGACAAGGUUUCUGAGGGACAUGUUGUGCAGGUUCGGUAUCACUGUCAGGAGAGGCAGCUGGUACAUGUAGAUAUAAUUGCCUCAUCCCUCACUGCUUCAUCUGUGUCUGUGUUUAAGAAAAGAUGGUCAUGUGGUCCCGAAGAAGAACAGACUGUUAAAAAAAUCCGCUUGGACUUCCCAGACCAGAUGGUCUACAGAGAAGACUACUUUCUAAGGAAUUCCAUAUUUGUCCAUGAUGUGUUUCUGAGAGCUUGGAUAUCUGAUUAUUCUCGUGAUUAUACCAGUACAUCGGAUUGGCUCUCCUACAACAGGGGGCUGGUACAGAAAAUCCACUAUGUUCAAGCUGUGCCCCCCUAUAGCCGCCCCUACAAACCGCCCAGCAGAUCGCUACGUUGGGACCAGCAGCUCAUUUGGGACCUGAGAAAAGACAAAUUGCCCCAGUGUCAGGCUGAGCCAGAGGUUGCUCAUCUCCUGGAGUUUGUUUAUGCAUCAACUGGGGAGGACUUUGGGGUGCUGAGGACCCUGGAGCCAUACAAGAAUCUGGUUCUAGAGAGACAGAGGAAAGCCUCCAUCAGCUCUCCACGAUGCACCUUCUCCACUUGGCUGUACCUACUGGAGGGCUGUUCUAGAGGGACCUGUGGCUUGUUGUACCAUGUUGGUGAUGAUGGUGACUAUUCUUCUCCAUCUGUGCUUCUAAACAGUGAAGGUCAGUUGCAUGUUCAGGUUAAUCUGAUGUAUGGGCAAAACUAUGCCUUUCAAAGUUUUGUGUCCCUACCCCUGAACCAGUGGUGCCAGAUCCACCUCACUUUGGACAACUUUGUGGCCAACCUCACAGUGAUAUGUGGUGACGACCCCCCCAGCAUGAUGUCCUACAGAUUCCCGAACAGCGUGUAUCUGGAUGAAACCGCGGGAUACUUUAGUCUGACUGGAUCCCAGUUUGUUUCUGGGAUAAUUGGGUUCCUGGGGCCCACUGUGUAUUAUAGGAACAAGAUAACUUUCAUUAGAAAGGCAAGUCUCCCCAAGCUUCUUCAAAGCCUCCAUCUGUCCCACUGGCACAACAUGUGCCGAGACUUCCGGCAACAUUGUGAAGGCCGAUACCUGUCCUUUCUGUCUGCAUCAAGAUUGCAGCCACCUCCAGGGACCUGCAGGGAUGUGUUCCAGGAGCUUGUUUCCCACUCUAGCACAAUAUCUUCUGGACCAACGUGCACAGCCAUGGAGGCACCCGCAAUGCCAAAAAGAGCCACUGUCACAAGGCUUCUGAGACGAAGAGCAGAACUGGAGGGAGGGGCACAACUGAACAUGGAGCGGAUUGGAAGAGCCCUGUAUCAUAUCUACAUGAGGAAAGUUCUCUCCACCAAUGGUCUGUCUCGUAUGAAGGGUCUCAUAAGCUUCUUGUUACAGGCCGGCUGUCUGGGAUAUCAUCCUGCCCUGUAUCUUGCCUCGGUUCUCUUCCAGACUGGUUUUGGGAUUAAAAUGGACCCAUCCAAGGCUCUAAUGCUCAAGCUCAUUGCCGCACAGAAGGACGAUCGUCUCUCGCUCAUGUCUCUUGGCCACAAGCACCACAUGGGUGGAGAUGGUUACCCAGUAGACUACGAACUCUCUUACGCCUAUUAUGCCAAUAUCGCCUUCCAGUCAACAGAAGAUCGGCUGCAGCCAAACAGAGACCAGUCCUAUGUAGAGAACAUCCGCCUGAUUGAUGAUGAAGUUCUAAAACUGCAGACAAAGGAGGAUGAUGAUCUCUUCAUGUGGCUACGAUACCAGGCCAAGAAAGGUGUUAUCUCUGCACAGCAAAGUGUGAGCCGAAUGUUGUACUGGGGACAACAGGGGAUCUCCUCCAACCUCCAGGCUGCUGCUAAGUUCUAUGAGAAGGGGGCCAUGCAGCAGAAGGACCCAGUAAUGAUGUAUGAUUAUGGGGUGGUGCUGCUCAGGGGCCAAGGGGUGAAGCAGGAUAUACCAAAGGCUUUAGAAUAUCUGAAGAAAGCGGCCGAUAUGAGCUUUGUUCCAGCCAUUAACAGCCUGGGCUGGUAUUAUGAGAGGUAUGAGGGAGAUUAUGGGAAAGCCAUAGAAUACUGGGAAAGAGCAGACGAACUCUGGAAUGCGGAAGCUGCCUUCAACCUCGGCAUUAUGUACUUUAAUGGGUUUUAUCCUGGCCAAGGCAGAAAUUAUACUGCAGCGUAUCACUACUACCUGAAAUCCGCAACCCGUGGUCACAUCGAUGCAGCUGUUCAUGUCUCAUUUUUCUGGAUCAAAGGGAUCCCUGGGCUGGUACCACGAAAUCCUCGUGAUGCAGUUGUGUGGACAAAAUGGGCUGCAGAGCAGAACGGGUAUUUGGGGAUGCAGUUACGGAAGGGUCUAGAUGGGUAUCUCAAGCUUUCCUGGCUGGAGUCCCUUCUCCAUUACAUACAAGCAGCAGAGGCCGGCUUUGAGAUUGCCCAGUUCAAUGCAGCGUAUAUCUGUCAGCAUGACCCGGACGGCCUCGUGAGUCGCUAUAUCCAUACAGACUGUAUGUGGAAAUAUUACAACCUGUCAGUGUCAAGUGCCUCCCCAUCGUCCUAUGCCCAGAUCAAGAUGGGGGACCUGUUGUACACGUCUCACAUCAGGAGAAAGCGCAAUGUUCAGGCUGCAGUGCAGAUGUAUAAAGCUGCCGCUCUACUGAAAGACCCCCAGGGUCUCUAUAACCUGGGUAUCCUGGUAGAAGAUGGGGUCCCAGUGCCAUGGUCCACCCUUCAUGAGCUGGGCUUCAAUAGAUCCACGUGCACCAAUAACUACACCAUCGCUAUGGAGCUGUACAGAAGAUGCCGAGACCACGAGAGUGACGAAUCGUACGUUCCCUGCAGCCUGGCUCUCAUCAAUGCUCAGAUACAAUAUAUAUGGGCUUUCCACGGCAUCCUGCUCAAGUGUUCGAGUGCAGCGGCCAUUGCCAUUGUUACGGUGCUCAGUCUUGUGACUAUUUUGGGGAGAUUACGUCAGGGAGCCCUAAUCCAGCAGCAAUCUGUAUGAGACUCCACCGCCUGGGAAUGAUGUGGAGGAAGUACCACGAUCUGCAGUUCCAGAAUGUUCUAUAAUAUUGAAGCCCCUCAUUGUUCUGCCGCUCUACACUGUUCCCUAAUGGGGAGGGCCCCUAAUAAAAGGCUGUUCCACAUGUUCCCAUAAUACGAAUUAUUGGCAUUAUAGGUUCUGUGCAGGGAAACCAAUAAAAACAAUACAGGGAUGGGAUCUGUUAUCUGGGGGUACCAAAAAAGACAAUAUAGGGAUAGGAUCUUUUAUCCAGAAUGCCUGGGAUUAGGGGGUAAAAAUAAAAACAGUACAGGUAUGAGAUCUCGUAUCGGUAAUACUUGGGCCUGGGGGGAGAUUACUAAUAAAUACAGUAUAGGUAUAGGAUCUGUUAUCUGGAAUACUUGGGACCUAGAGGGGUGCCAAUAAAUAAUGGUGUGUAAGGGUUUUCCAUCAUUUGGAUCACGUCACCAUACUUUAGGUUUAAUAAAAAAAAAAACACAUAACAUGAAAUAAACCCAAGGUACUGCCUUAUUAUUACAAAGAAACUGGAAACUAUUUUUAAAAACGAGGACUAUGUGCUAUGGGAGAUGUAAUUCAGAGCAUUCUGGAUAUUUUAUGCCUGUAUGUAUGGCCUGGGGUCACUCAGUCGGACACAGUAUGGGAACUUAACCCCCAGAAGGGCCCCCAUAGUUGGACAGAUGCUCAGUAAAUAUACAAAUCCCAUAUAACUGGGUAAGUGACACCAGUGGAAUGCUGGGAGUCUGUAAUCCAACACUGGCUGGAGGAUCGCAGGUGGGAACCCCCCCCCCCGUCUUCCUUUUACUUCCAGUUCCUCUGUUUGGCAAAGCAAAUCAGCAGUGACUGGGCCACAGAGCUCACACUUGUCCCUUUGGGUUUCCCUGGGGUCUGGAUUGGCAAUUGGGGCCAAAAAGUGUAAGAUGCAACAUAUAAAAA